UCCUGCCAAAAUAGAAGUUACGACUACGAUCCCUUUUUAAUUCAUCGGGGCUAAGCAAAUUUGGUUGGUAUGGUUACGGGUUACCGACCCGUAUUUGUUUCUCUGGUCGACUGAAAGUUUCCAACGGACGAAGAUCCCGAGUUGUCGACGCUGAUGCCAUUGCUUCCCGCUCCUCUUUCUCUCUACUCAAAACCCUAAAUUCUCCUUUUGCUGAAACCUAACAGUCACAUUUGGAAGUAUCUAUUCAUAGAUUAUCCCCUUCCAUGACGUCAAAUGCGAGCUCUUCGUCAUUCUCCGACGAGGACGAAGAAUCCGCCGGCCAAAAACCUAAAACCGGUUCAAUUGAUUACUCCCCGGACGCUAUCGAAAACCAGUUGCCAUCAAUCGCAUUGAACACUUCAAUUGACGAAGAAAAGGUAUCAGUUGCUGAUGAUCAUCACGAACCUGUCACGGAGAUCGCCAGGGGAUCUUCGAGGGAAAUUGAACCGGAAAGGCUGAUAAGUUCGACUGGGGAGAGUAACCUGUCCACGGAGACGGGGGUGUGGAGGAAUAGUUCGAAGGUGGAGGUAGAUGGGGCUACGUCAAGCCCAUGUAGCAGUGGGUAUGCCGGUGAGAUGGGUACUAGUAGUGGUACCGCUAGUACGUCUGGAGCUGAUGAUAUUCAGGAGCUUCGGAAUAAUAGUUCUUCCGUGGGUAACGAUGGAGAGGUGUUGCAUUCUGCUCAAUGGGUUCCUGGUAAACGGCACGUUGAUGAGGAUGACACUUGUAUGUCUUGGAGAGAAAGGAAGAAACAUUUUUUUGUUUUGAGUCACUCUGGAAAACCUAUAUUUUCGAGAUAUGGAAAUGAACACAAGCUAGCAGGAUUUUCAGCAACUCUACAAGCCAUUAUUUCCUUUGUUAAAGACGGGGGCGACCGGAUUCAUUUGAUUAGGGCAGGAAAACACCAGGUGGUUUUUCUUGUAAAAGGACCAAUUUAUUUAGUUUGCAUAAGUUGUACAGAAGAGCCUUAUGAGUCAUUACGUGGUCAACUGGAACUUCUUUAUGGUCAGAUGGUGCUUAUACUCACAGAGUCUGUAAGUAGAUAUUUUGAGAAGAAUCCAAAGUUUGAUAUGACGCCUUUACUUGGAGGAACAGAUGCUGUUUUCUCUUCCCUCUUCCACGCUUUUAGUUGGAACCCUGCCUCUUUUCUUCAUGCAUACACCUGUCUUCCCCUUCCUUGUGCAACAAGGCAAGCUGCUGCUGCUAUCUUGCAAGAUGUUUCUGAUUCAGGCGUCAUCUAUUCAAUGCUCAUGUGUAAAUACAAGGUUGUGAGUCUUGUAGGUGCACAGAAAGCACCACUUCAUCCUGAUGACAUGCUGCUUCUUGCUAAUUUUGUCAUGUCAUCUGAAUCUUUUAGGACAUCUGAGUCAUUCUCCCCCAUAUGUUUACCAAGAUACAAUGCCAUGGCCUUUCUACAUGCUUAUGUUCAUUAUUUUGAUGAUGAUACGUACCUGGUGUUGCUAACAUCUAAUUCUGAUGCCUUCUUUCAUCUAAAAGAUUGUCGGAUACAAAUUGAGAAUGUUCUUGUGAAGUCUAAUGUUCUAAGUGACAUUCAAAGAUCUUUACUGGAAGGUGGGAUGCGAGUUGAGAAUUUACCUCUCUACCCCUCAACUCGUUACGGGUCAUUAUUCCACAAUGAGCCGAGUGACAGAUCACAGGAAUCAUUACAACCAGGUAUCGGUGGGCCCGAUGGACUGUGGCAUUUCAUAUACCGCAGUAUGAAUCUUGAUCAAUAUGUAUCCUCCAAGUUUUCAUCUCCAAUCACUACUCACCAACACCAAAAAAGAUUGUAUCGAGCGUAUCAGAAGCUUUACGCCUCCAUGCACGAUAAAGAAACCGGACCCCACAAAACCCAGUUCAAAAGGGACGGAAAUUAUGUUUUACUAUGCUGGGUGACAACGGAUUUUGAACUUUAUGCAGCUUUUGAUCCGCUUGCAGACAAGGGUUCGGCUAUAAGGAUAUGUAACCGUGUGUGCCAGUGGGUGAAAGAUGUUGAGAAUGAAAUAUUUUUAUUAGGAGGAGGAAGCACUUUUGCAUGGUGAGUUGAAUUUGAUAUAUCUAUCUAUCUAUCUAUGAUGUAUUGAUGUAUCUUGUUGAUGUUGGUUGUUGAGGUAGCAAAUGCAAAUUAAUGUGUCUAGAAUGAUAUAUAUGUUGUUACCUUUGGUCAAAAAAAAUAAUGCAACCAGAUUGGGUUGGGCCUCA
This is a messenger RNA of Lactuca sativa (garden lettuce), 2241 nucleotides long. RefSeq names its product vacuolar fusion protein MON1 homolog. NCBI's taxonomy places the organism in Eukaryota, Viridiplantae, Streptophyta, Magnoliopsida, Asterales, Asteraceae. Gene Ontology annotation, biological process: protein targeting to vacuole; vesicle-mediated transport. The record is from RefSeq and is a predicted model, not a curated record.